Ixodes scapularis (black-legged tick) is the source of this 1635-nucleotide messenger RNA. RefSeq names its product nucleolar protein dao-5-like. The record is from RefSeq and is a predicted model, not a curated record. The coding region runs from base 1 to 1635 and encodes 544 amino acids. The transcript has a single exon. NCBI's taxonomy places the organism in Eukaryota, Metazoa, Arthropoda, Arachnida, Ixodida, Ixodidae.
AUGAGUCUGGAGGCAUUCCGCUUGCGUGAGUUGGUACAAGUUUGUACCAAAUUAGGAAUCGAUUUGGGGCAGACGAGAAGAAAACCGCACAUCAUAGAACUCCUUCAGGCCGAAGACGUCAGCAUUGAGGAGUUCACAGAGGCUCUGGGGGAGGUUCGCGGAGAGGAACAGGAGGAACGCAGAAAGCGGGCCGACGAGAGGGCUCUCGAGACUGCGAGAUGGGAACUCGAAAAGCGCGAGUAUAAGCGCGAAAUGGAGCGGCUCGACUACGAGUUUGAGCAGCUCGAGGUCGCGAAGAAAACGCGGGAGUUGGAGUCUUUUCGCCGGGCGACAAGAGGCGUUGAAGGGGUGACAGGGAAGGUGUGUCAGGGAAAGGAGAAAGUGGGAGCUGGGGACAGAGAGAUGACCGAAAACCAGCGUCUUUCUCCCGACACGAACGUCGCCGUUCUUCGCAAGCCCGACCCAAACUCCGAGCGCCGGGACGGUGAAAGUGACGUGGAAGCAGCGACAGAAUUGGUGUGUCAGGAAAAGAAGAAAACCGAAGCUGGGGACACCGAGGUGACCGGAAACCAGCGGGGUUCUUCCGACGCGACCGACGCUGUUCCUCGCAAGACCGACGCCGUUCCGCACAAAAUCGACCCCGAGCUGCGGGAGAAAGAAGAGAAGGCUCUUCGGGCGUCCAGCUGCGACUUCUCGGAGGACGAAGGCGACGCCAAGACGGAGACGACGCCGGGGAAGUCCAGCCAGUUCAUGGAGAGCAGCGCCAAAAUGCCGGAGAUAGCGGUCCAGCAAACAAGCCAGGGUCCUGACCGCUCUGAUCGGUACCCGUGCGGCUUCAUGACCAAGCCCACGGUGCCGUCGCAGGGGUCCAAGCGGCCCACCAGGAGGGAGGCAAUUGAGAUUUCGUUCGACGAGAUCAAUCAGUCCUGCCUGGUGCGGUUGCAGAGCCCCGACUCCAGACCAUCCACAGAGUCGAGGUGCCAGGAGAACAUCGACGAGUGCGCGUCUGGCAGCGAGUCGUCAUCGAGGUUGGAGGAUGGGAGACCCCAAGUUGGCCAUCCCAAGGGAUCUGCAACCGGCGGCGGCUGCGCGGGCAAGGGACCCGCCUGGGACACGAAGGAGCCCAGGCUGGACAAACCAGACCGGACGCAAGUGCACCUGAGGACGUCGUCGUGCUCGCGGCAUGGUGGAUCUGAGACCAAGAACUCGGAUGCAAUCAUGAACAAGCGUCCGAGACCAAAAGGGAAGAGGCAGCGCCGGAUCAGCGUUGUACGUUCUGGCAGCAACGCUUCCUGCAAAGAACGUCAAGGCAAGCACGACGAGCGCCACCCCAAGAAGAGGAAGCGGUCCUCGAAGCUGGGAGCGGGAAAACUCCAGGACCUCCAUCCCAACAAGCCACGAACCCACAGCUCAAGUGCGAGCAAGGAGCCUGGAGAAGGUACCAACGAGCCUGGGACGACUCAGCGAGGCUCCAGACGGAAGCACAGUUCAUCGCCCGUGGUUCAACGUGGUGUCACGUCGGACGUUGAGACCAAGGGAGAUCUCUGCGACUGCAACUUUGUGCCUGCACGCAAGUCCAAGGAGAAGAACGUGAACAGUCCGAGUGAUGCCAAGAACAAACAGGGCGUGGGUUAG